AUGUCGAUUUUUUCUCCCACUCUUCCUUCUCAUUCUCCUAUUUCACCACCAUGCUUUUCCCGCCUCGUCACCGCUUCAUUCGGCCACCGCGCCCGCCGGCGUAGCCGCCGUCACAUCAAACUCAAACCCUCCGCCCCUAGCACCACCACCAUCUUCUCAGAACCUAAGCUCGAAACCGUCAUAGACCUCACAAUCUUCCCUUCCUUCCAUUCCAACAUCCGUGAAUUCGUUUCCUCCGGUAAAUCAGCAUACCGCGAUUUACAAACCUUGUUCACUCUCGACGAAAAUCGGAGAGUCGUCGUUUCGUGCCGGCCUUCGACUAUUCACUUCGUCGGAACUUCAGCUGCUUUGACGCUAGUAGCGUUUUCGGUUAUGAGAGUGUUGGUGGAAUUGGUUUCUAGGUUUGCGCCGUGGCGGCGGAACGCGGCUGGUUAUGAUAAGGCUAUGGUGAGGAGAGACCGGAGUCUUGGAGGGAAAGAGGUGGUGGUUGGAUUGGGUCCAAGGAGCGGCGUUACGGCGCCGAUUAAGCGGUCUUUGAAGAAUAAUAGGGUUGCAGUUCAAAGGAAAUUGCCCAAAUGGUGGCCAAUUGUUAAUGGUUCCAGUUAUAAUGGUUUUGAUUUUGACCUAAAUGAGCAAGAGGAAUAUAAAAGGGAUGCUUACAGACUGGUUCGAGCAAUCAUUGACAGUAGAAUGGCUGCAAAAGACAUCUCCGAGAGUGAUAUCAUACAAUUACGUCAACUAUGCCGAAAUUCUGGCGUGCAAGUGUCGGUUGAACCAGCGAAUAUUCGGGACUCCUUGUAUCGAACAUCUGUUAAUUUUGUUUUAGACGCUUGCAGCAGGGCACCAACUUACUCUACUUCAGUUAGUAUUUAUGGUGAGGAUUCUCAACAAUUCCUUGCUGGAUUUGCGGAAAACAUCGGCCUUGAAAAUGUUCGCGCUGCAACAAUUGUGUCUGCAGCUGUGGCUUCACGUACACGCGCUUGUCUUUUGCAGGCUUGGGCUCUGGAAAUGCAAGGCAAACAUGUUGAUGCUUUGGGAGAACUGUCAAAGAUGUGCCUUAUCCUACAAGUAUUUCCUCCCGAGGAAUCUUCGCCUGAAAUGGAGAUGGUUAGCCGAGGCCUAGCGAAACACUUGAAACUAGAACAAAGAGAACACCUUAUGCUUCUCUUUGGUAAAGUUUGCAAUGAAGACAGUCACGGGAUCGCAAGAGAAGCCCUUGGUUUGAUGCAUUCUCAAAAUUACAGCGCUGUUCAACUUGAAGACAACCUUGAAGCUGAAAGAUAA
This is a messenger RNA of Vicia faba (fava bean), 1284 nucleotides long. The record is from the annotation of a GenBank genome assembly. NCBI's taxonomy places the organism in Eukaryota, Viridiplantae, Streptophyta, Magnoliopsida, Fabales, Fabaceae.